Messenger RNA from Bacillus rossius redtenbacheri, 991 nucleotides. Its product is annotated as zinc metalloproteinase nas-14-like. Gene Ontology annotation, biological process: proteolysis. The transcript has 4 exons. Gene Ontology annotation, molecular function: metalloendopeptidase activity; zinc ion binding. Bases 1 to 672 code for a protein of 223 amino acids. Lineage: Eukaryota; Metazoa; Arthropoda; Insecta; Phasmatodea; Bacillidae. The record is from RefSeq and is a predicted model, not a curated record.
AUGCACGACUCUCGCGACGGCCUUUUGGCGCAUCCAGCUAAGCAGCAGAGAAACCUGGUCCUCGCGACGAAGACCUGGCCGGGCGGGGAGUUGCCGUACGCCUUCGACCGCGGCUUCACGGAGGAGGAGAAGCAGAAGAUCGAGCGCGCCAUCCAGGCCUUGCAGCGCGAGACCUGCGUCCGCUUCGUCAGGCGCACCAACCAGAGGAACUACAUCAACGUCAAGAACUCUGGCCUGGGGUGUGCCGCUGAAGUCGGGUACUUCAACAAAGGAUACGCCACUGACCUGCACUUGAGCAGCCCGUCCUGUCUCGCCAAACCCGGGACCAUUCAGCACGAGUUCCUGCACACCCUGGGCUUUUGGCACGAGCACACUCGUCCCGACCGGGACAAAUACGUCAGCAUCAUCUGGAAGAACAUAGCUAAAGGAAAAGAAGACAACUUCCUGGCGCGUCCCCCGGAAGAAGUCCAGACCGCGGGGGCUCCCUACGACUACGGCAGCGUGAUGCACUACCCGUCGACGGCGUUCUCCAAGGACGGCAUCAGCGCCACCAUCGUCCCUCGCGAGAACAAGGCCUUGUUCUCCAUCGGCCAGCGAGACUCGUACAGCAGAGUGGACCUGGCCAAGCUGAACAGGCUGUACAAGUGCGCCGGCUACCCCCAGAGCUUCUAGGGGUGUACUCCGUGGCAUGACAAAGUUGUCGGCUACUGAGUUCGUUAUCACGUUAUGUAUACGACAAGAGUGCUGCUAUUAAAAAAAUGUUAUAGAUUCAUUUUUGUGACACCUUGGUAACUUUCACAAUAGAAUAAGCUAAUUACGAAUUUUAUAAGUACGGACGAUUUUACGCUAGUUGAUAUAACACCUGACAGUUAACAUUUGUCAAGUAUUCUAAAUCAUCCAAUAUUACACAAAAUCAUUUUUUUAUUAUCACUGAGUGCUAUAAAAAAGAGGAUGUUUAAUCAUUGGUGUGUUGUAUUUAGUCCUUUGCAAC